Anneissia japonica is the source of this 3971-nucleotide messenger RNA. Its product is annotated as regulating synaptic membrane exocytosis protein 2-like. The transcript has 2 exons. Lineage: Eukaryota; Metazoa; Echinodermata; Crinoidea; Comatulida; Comatulidae. Gene Ontology annotation, biological process: positive regulation of synaptic transmission; regulation of membrane potential; intracellular protein transport. The record is from RefSeq and is a predicted model, not a curated record. Gene Ontology annotation, molecular function: transmembrane transporter binding; small GTPase binding. The coding region runs from base 668 to 1120 and encodes 150 amino acids. Gene Ontology annotation, cellular component: presynaptic membrane; cytoskeleton of presynaptic active zone.
UGCAGACGGUGAAGCGAGCACCACACCAUUGCCUAUAUCAAGAAUGCUCUCCGUUUCCACGAAAGCCCUAUAUAUUUGAUGCUAUAAGGGAAGGCCUAUUACCAUUCUGCUUUUUUUUGCUGCGUCGCUUUUAGAGGAAGAUUUUUUUUUAUGUCGAGUAAGAAGGUCUGUGUGUAAAGAAUUGCCAAGAUAGAUUCUGCUGUAUUAAGGAAAGAUAAUAUUUUACGUUUUCAAAUACUCGGUGAAAACAAAGGUGUCAAAGGAAGUAUAAUUUCAAGGACUACCGAAAAAUAUUUGGAAAGGAGACUUGUAAUAAUUAUGAAUAAUUCUGCAUAGAAUUGGUUCAAGAAGAUGUCUUGGGUGAACGAUUCGCCGUAUACAACAACAGUAUACACAUCUGCAUUCAGCUCAAGAAAAUCGUUCAUUGACGCGCCUGUCGAAUUUUCAAUCGAUUACAGGUUAUGAAUUAUAUGAGCAGAAUCGUGAGAGUAUGCAUUUCAUCUACGAACCGUUAGUAGGCCUACACUCUGGAAAUGAAACCGGUUAAAUAAAAGCGUGAACUUGGAGAGACAAACUAUGGUUCAAAGUAGUAUUCUUGCGUUAAGGAAAUUAUAGUCGUCCGUAUUAUUUGGUUUUUCUUUAGACGCUUGCGUCCGAAAUACAGAUAAUGGGAAAUACAGAGAGUCAAGAUGAAGGUGAGUUAUACCAGGUGAGGGACUCGCAUAUUCGGAGAGAUAGCCUCCCACAGUUGGAUAACCUUCCCGUGGAACCACCCCAGCUAAAGGCAGAUUUAAGUCAUCUCACGGCUGAGGAAAAGAAGCAUAUACAGGAAGUCUUGGAUCGAGCUAGAGAUUUGGAGGCAACAGAAGAAGACAGAAUAAGGAAUUUAGAAGAAGAUUUUACGACAUACGCCGAAUCGUUACUGAGUAGAUUUGCUGACCAUGAAUCAAUGAAAGACAAGGAUCUUUGUCCAAUAUGUCACGUGACAGUUUUAAGCCCCGACGCGGAACCAGGCACUGCGCAAGAAGGAUUACCGUGCGCAGAUUGCGAGCGUCAAGUCUGCCUACAAUGUGGAUUUUAUGUUACGUCAGUUGCAACAAAGGUGAGUUGUUUUUUUUAAAUAAUAAAGGUGAAUUUUACGGUAAUGCUAAUAAUAAUAAUAAUUAUUAUCAUCCAUUUUUUUACAAUCACUUUAUUCAAUGGUCCCUCUCUCCUUUAAUGAUCUCUUUCCCUUUUGCUGACUCUGUAUUCUGAAUGAAGUACGGAAUAUUCAUAUAUACAUAUAUCGAUGAUUGAUCGUUGAUAUAAUUAACCAAUCCAUCGAUGAUUAAUCAUCGAUCAUUAAAUGAUAUCGAUUAUAUCGAUGAUUGCUCAUUGAUAUAAUUAAAUCAAUCCCAUAUAUCGAUGAUCAAUCAUGUAUCAUUAAAUGAUAUCGAUUAUAUCGAUGAUUGAUCCUUGAUAAAAUUAAACCAAUCCCUUAUACCAAUGAUGAAUCAUCGAUCAUUAAAUGAUAUCAAAUAGGCCUAUAUCGAUGAGUGAUUUGAUAUAGUUAAACCAAUGCCUUAUAUUGAUGAAUAAUCAUCGAUUAUGAAUUGAUAUCGAUUAUAUCGAUGAUUGAUCAGAGGGUAUUGCUUAGUACCGCCCAAUUUGGCAUGCGCAGUUGUAUCCUAAUAAUUCAUACCAAUUAUCUAAUGCUAAUGAUGAUAAAGCUAUUAAGGACAAAGCCGAGUGCUUAUAAAUUACCUGAAAUUGACAAUCUUGCAAUCUUGCAUUGAAAGGUGUAAAUGAUGAAUUCAUCUGUCCACAAUAAGCGAAUCUAUUGUUGAGAAUUUGUGUCAACAUUGGACCCAUACAGGCGUGUAUAAUUCAAGUACAGUACAACUAAUGGUUUCAUUAUAAGCAAUCCAUUCUCGACUGGGUAUGGGCGGCAACCAAUGCACAUUAGGAGCGCAAUAAUCUCAUGUUGACACAGGGUUGUACAGGCGAAUACAUAGCAUACCGUCUCUUGUAAAUUAAACAUACAUUCAUUUUAAAAGCGAGAUAAUUUAAGAUAGUUCACAAUUUCUCAUUCACACGAAUAAAAUAUAUACUGUGAUUUCCAAUUGGAUCACGUUGAAGAUAAAGACAAAUUACACACUGUAGUUUCGAAAACAUUAACUUAAAAUUGAUUGACAAUUGAACAAUAAAAAAAAAACAAAAAAAAAACAAAAACAUACUAAUAUACGGAAUCAGAAUUACAAAUGAAUUAUACGCGUUUUAAUGUCUCUCCUUCUUUCCCAGAGGAAUUAAGGACUUCAAAUAGUGAACAUCAGAGGUAGAGGGUUUUCAGUUAGGGUGGCCAGUAUUGAAAACAAGUUAAUACAAAUACAAAUAUAUCAUAACUAUUAUUAUUAUUAUCAAUAGUAUUAUUACUAUUAAUAUUACUUUUAUUAUUAUUUUUGUUAUUAUUAUUAUUAUCACUAUCAGUUAAUCGUCUUUUGCUUUUUCACAUUAUUGUAUUCAGCCAUGAAAUUUCCCCGUAGCGGGAUGAAUAAAGUAUCCUUUUAUCCUUGUAUCCUUGUACGCGCCCGUGUACGUGUAUUUAUUACGUAACCGGCAUAGUUUAUACACACCCGACUGUAUUAUUUAGAACUAAAGUUCCUGAAUUCAUUUAACUUGCCUCAGUGAUGAUUAGAUAUUAGUGUUGUUGCUGUAGAGAAUUAUUAGUCAUCGUUUCACCUUCCAUAAUUAGGUAGACCUAGACUCACACCAAGAUGAAGCAUUAUUGAUUAUAUUGUGCCUUAAUGAGUUGAGUAAACAGUGCAAGCUCUAAUGAUCCAGAUGCUCCUUCCAAGGACGAGAAGGAGUUCGGAAUCGUGCACGUGCAAAUUAAUCUUAAACAUGAAUAUAUCGUUCUAAAAAUAGUCAUUAAACCGGUAUACAUAUUGUCCAUUAAGGUAGUAAAACACCAACAACAUAUCAUUUCAGGUUUACUGAUAUAUGAGGAAUGAAUGCAUAAAUGAUUUUAUAACUGAGUCAGAAUUUGCUAUAUAAUCAGAAUACAGUAACAUAUGCCUAAUUUUUAAAGGCCUACCGUAUGUAUUCGAAUAGUAUCAGUGAGAAAAUGUUAUUGGAUCUAUGGAGUUAUAAUUUAUCUAGAGAGAAGACGUUCAUUAAGCAAUCAUUUGAAUACUGGAUAGUAAUGGAUGGAUGAUACUAUCACUAAAUCAAGGUCUACACAAAUCAUUACUAGCGGAUUAUAACCUGGUUACGUCAUCGUUGCACACUUGAAAUGGUCUGUCAACCGAAACAACGACGCAAAAUCAACGUGCGUAAAAUAUGUGCACAUGGCUGCGUGUUCCACGCAUGCGUAGUGCAGCUUGCUAAAGUGGGACUGUGUCAGGUAUGCUGAUACACAAACUACUGCCAUAAAUUGCUGUCUCAAUUGUGGCUGUAUUCUGCGGUUGGUUUAUACAAAUUAGAUGUAUUUCUUGAACAUUGCGAACCGUGCCUAAAUCAAUAUAUGUCAUUUUGCUGUAUAUUAAUUCCAACUGAAAGAAAUAACAAAUUGAAGGUAUUGUAUAUAUCUUUAUAUGCCUAAGUUUCAAUCACACGAACCUCAAUUUCCUAAGGUAAAUGUUACAAGCACACAUACGGUAGUGAAUUCGACUGGCUCCAGGCCGAAUUCUUUGUUAAAGAACUUCUAUUUCGUUAACAUUAAUAUUUAACCUCUAGAAUAUAUGCGCACACUAACAGCUUGAGUAUGUGGAAAAGACAAUCCAAACCAGUCACUCUUCACAAAUCGUGUUUCAGAGAUAAUGGUCAAAACAUGCUGGAAUGUAAAAAAAACUUUGAAAUCCAUUUUAUUGGACUAAACUAACCUUUAUAUAGGAUACAUCAUGAUAUGCUGUUAUUUCCCUCUUUUCAGUGUUAAAACAACAAUUUUUAACAAUUUGGUGAUGGUUUAUGCCCGAAAAAUGCCCGAAAUCAUA